Messenger RNA from Strongylocentrotus purpuratus (purple sea urchin), 3582 nucleotides. It is a transcript of the gene ankub1, whose product is annotated as protein ANKUB1. The transcript is spliced from 3 exons. NCBI's taxonomy places the organism in Eukaryota, Metazoa, Echinodermata, Echinoidea, Camarodonta, Strongylocentrotidae. Gene Ontology annotation, molecular function: protein binding. The record is from RefSeq and is a predicted model, not a curated record. Bases 662 to 2848 code for a protein of 728 amino acids.
CAGAUGUGAUCUUUUCUUUGGCGCGCGGCAGACAACUUGCGGAAUACGGGAUAUUGAUUUGCUAUUGGUCCCCUUCUUGAUUUGUCAUUCUCAUCGAUAGCCACCCACGGCUCUUGCUUGACAACGCUUGGUUGUUUACACUUUCUAUUCCUUGAUCCACAAUGGAUUAGGGGUGAGAGUAUGCAAACUUCUUCGACGCCUUCAUAGUUGCCUCCAGCUUAUUGUCGAGAUAUCAUAUACACUUCUUUCAUCUUGAAAAUAUAUUUUCGACGCACUCGUCACUGGAAUUGGAUCUAAUAAAAUGGGAAAUUAUUUUGUGUCGAGAAGACAAGAAUUUUGCAAGGACUUUUUGGCAUUGAUACGCUAUUAGAUAAGAGGACUUAAACACGUGUAAUUAUGCCGGUAUUCUGACCACUAGAAUCCUGAUAUCAAUUUAGGAGAACUCUACAAGGAAAAUAAUACGAGGUCGUAUACUAAAUCAAAGGAUAUUGUGAACAGACUGUUGAUCACAUAAACUGGCAUCCAUUUAUUCAUCGCCUGUAUUCGGCAUGCGCACAAUGUUGCUCUGAAACCCAACCCAUUGAUCGGGCAGUAUAGACUCAUUCAUUUCAUCUUACCCUGAACUUUCUCAAUACCGACGUCUAGUAGGCAGACGACCACCAUGUUGCGUAUCUUCGUCGUCUACAACAAACUCCGUCACACCUUCGACACUGAUGGUGACGACACCAUCGCCUCCUUGAGAGAACGCGUUUGCGACACAUGUCAGAUCGAUACGCGAGGAGGGAAAAACGGAGAGCAGAAAUUCGUCGUACUUCAAUACCAGGGAGCUGAUCUGCAGGACACUUGGAAGUUGGGAGACAUCGGUGUUGUAGCUGGUUCCACAUUGCGAUGUUUCCUCCGAGAAGAAAUCACACCCAAGCUGUUCGUCUACUGCGUCUAUAACGACGAGAAAGUCGAAAUCCUCGAAGAAGUCCGGUUCGAAACGGACUACGUGGCGGCGCUCAGGUCGAUCAUCUCCCGUCGCAUCGGCCUACCGGUCACCGUCUACCGUAUCCUGGAUCCCAAAGGCAAAGAGAUGUACGACGGCAAUCUCCUGCAGAUGUACGACAUCGCCAUCGGUUGCACGGUGCGACUGGAGACGUGGGAUGGCUGGAAUGAUUUCCUCAGAGCUGCUUCUAUCGGACAUACCUCGCAUGUCUCCCACAACCUUUCUCAGGACGAAUCCAUCGCGAAGUUCCAGAUGCGUGUGGCUCUCUUCAUCGCAGCCCACUACGGUCACAUGGACCUGGCCUCCGCCAUCUUGAAAUGGGGUUACAGAUCGGAUGAAGCCAUUGGUGAGCAUCCUACAAAGGAAUGGUGCGCGAGUACACACGUUGAGUCGAAGAAAACAGCCGUGCACGAGGCAUCCGAAAAUGGACAACUGAGUAUUCUCAGAAUCUUUGUCUAUAACAAUAUUUGUUGCGUGACCUGCAAAGAUGGUAACGGUCUUACUGCUCUGAACGUCGCACUCAGAAAACAGAAGCGUGAGGUCGCUCUUUAUCUGCUCACGAAACAAUGGUCAAAUGUACAAUACAGUGCCUUGAUAUUGCCUCUCACAAUUUUUUCCAAGGUCCGAAAAUGGUGUGAUCGGGCCAAGGACAAAGUUCUGUUGGUGCAUGGACCAGAUAAGUCGAGUACGAAAUACAAGAGGACAACGCGACAGCCAGGAGGGCUUUGUGGUGAAGGGGUCUAUGUGGAUGGAUUGGUCACAAGCAGCAUGAAUACGAACCCUAAACGUGGCUCCGAGAUUAGUCGGACGAAAAAGAAGAAGCAGAAAGAACAGCGACGGUUAACGACGGCAAUGACUAGCUUUACCGGUGUCACGGGUUCUUCGUCGCCAGAUCCAAGACUCCCGAAAAUAUCUGGCGUCAGAACUCCGACCUUGGUUGCCACGUACCGUGAACGACUUCGAAGCAAAAAUGAGGAUGAUGACGAAAACGACGGGGAGAUAUCCAAUGAAGAGGGUAAAUUUGCAGAGCUUCGAGGAAAAAUACGACCAAGGAGCAGAAGCUUCAAUCAUGAAAAGACUCUUGCUCUGCCAAAGAUCGGUCAAAAGUCCCGACCUCGUAGUUCAUCGCAACAAGAGAACGGCCUGCUUGUGGAUGUUCGAGCCGUAAGUGCAGCUGCAAGUUCAGUAGACAUUGGUGCAGAGCGAAGUAAGAUAGCGUACAUACAAACCACUGGGACUGGGAGCAGACGAUCCCGAAGACCUAAACAACAACCGAUUUUAGAAUCAGUUACCGCAAAAUCCACCGUGUUCGAACAAAAUCCAGCGAAAGCGAAGAAAGAAUCGAGGUUUGAUCGCAUGGACAAGUUCCGAAGACAACGCAAAAAAGCCAGUAAGAUGGAUAGUAGUAUACCUCUGCCGCCCGUCAGCAAGAAUACCAUUAAUCGGCCGUUUUUCUUCUCCCAAAGCGACGAUGAGAACAUCCCUCGUCUCACCGUGGACCUCUACGAGGAGGUGAACGGGAAGACGACAUGGGAGCGUGCUCUCGAAGCGCUCACCAUCGCUUCGAUGUUCGAGGAAAAACCGUGGUUGCAGCGGGUCAGGAUGGCAAUGGUGCUUUCAAGGAAUCACGUCAGGCGAAUCAAGAGCCUUCAGCGAUCACCGUCCAGCAAUGAUCAAAUCAAGAGUGCUAUGAGCGGGGGAAGCAGCUCCAAGAAAGUAACAGUCGCCGAUGACCUAGUGGUCGAUCACGAAAGUGUGAACUCAAGAGGUGGGGGUCGAGUACAAGGGGAGGAAGAGAGAAUUAUCAAAUCGGCCGUUAAUCACUCUCAAGAAACAUCGCAUACAGCCGAAGUUAGCUGAAAUUUAAUAUUUAGUAUGAUAAUGAUCAUUUAAAUGCACCUUUGACUAAGCCGAUUAAGUAUUAGAUAGGGAAAAUACUAUCACAUUGUAUUUUGCAUUUAUCAGAAUAUAGAUUCACUUUAAAUUUCAAAUCUCCAAUAUCAAAUUUCCAAAUUCUAAAUAUUGCGAGCGAGCAAAGCAAGCGAGCAAAAGCUUGAUAUUAAUUUGAUGAAGAUUAGAUUUUUAAAUCGAAAAACACAAACCAAGAUAUAAAACAGAAACGGGACACCUUGCUGCUCAAGGUUGCGCUUAGGUGGUGGUCGUCAGAAUACUAGAAAAAUAUCGAAGAGGGAUAUUAAAAAUAAAUAAAUAAAUAGGGCUACAUGCAGUCCCAGCUCAUCUCGUUCGCUUUUGUCUUUGUUAAGGUCUCAUAACCCACCAUUAAUCACAAAAUUUCAUGUGAAAGUUAAUUACUGAACUUGCCGUCAAUAAGUCUUAUUCCAUUGUAGUAUUAGAUGAGCAAAUGAACGUGUGCUUAUGAAAUCAAAAUGCUGUUGAACCUGAGGAGCACAUUUCAUUAAAGUCAAUUAAUUUUUUUUAAUUUUUUGUUGUAUUUACAUGUAUAUUCUUAUCAAUUAAUGCCAAAGAUAUUGUAUAUAAAAGUUGGAUUGUUUAAAGUUGUAUUUAAUGCUCAGAUAAACUUGCGACCCCUCUGUGACUUAUAUUAUAAUAAAUAAUCAUGUGGAUUUACAAUA